CCAAGCUACAUACAUAGGUUAGGCACUGGACCUACGACGCUGUGAGUCAGUAAGUAGGUAUCUACUCAGUAUUAGCUAAACCAUUUACAUUUGCAACGUUACUAAUAAGCUGACACAAUGACAACGAGGACCUCAUUUAAAUUCCAAGCAAACGUUUCCUUUGUUUGAACAGUGAAGCUGAGAAUCUUUUCUGUUUUUUUAUGGAUUUUUCCCAUCAUUUUAAUUAAUUCGUUAGCUGGUCACGUGUCUACGCCACGUGUACUAUUUCAUUCUUCAUUUAGUGUUUUCUGAUCUGUGGUCUCAAUAGCUUCACAGUAAAGAUGCCGGUCUCGGCAACGAGAGGUCGUGGAUUUGAUCCCCGCGCGCUGGACUAUUGUCGAAUCCACUCCUAACACAGUAUCUUACUACUGAUAUGGGGGUAUGUGAAUGUUGGUGUUAUUUGAAAAUAAAUUUAAUGUUUUAAAAAUAUUCUUUUAAAAAAUAAAUAAAUAUAUUUUCAGUGAAGUCAAGAUGGAAGCAAUAUAAUUUGAAAGUGAAAGGAGUGUGGUGCAUGGAAUACUACGAGUAACCUUGCCCAUACCGACAGAGUAGAUGUAGGUAAACCUAGCAAGACGACAACGAAAUUGGUAACACUUUAGUUCGAUGUCGCCGGUUGACAAUACGAUAUUUGCCUACUCGUACGAUACUGUCUCAAGAUAUCUCGUGAUACGCAUCUAAGGCCUACCACACUACUAGAUUUUGGAUGCAAAGAGAAUAUACAUAUAAUAGAAAUCAGAAUUGUUUAGUCUCAGUACCUAUGUUAUUAUUUGGUUUCUACUUUCUGCAGGCGGGCAUCUACUAGUUAUAUUUGUAAACUAUUGUUGUUUACAUUUGUGCCAAAACGGAAGUCGAUUGGGAAAACAUGGAUUUUUCUUGACUACGGAACCCAUAGACGAAAUAUAUCUACGACUGAACCAUAAAAAGAGCGCGUGACAUUACAAAUUUAUUUAGUCUGUGACAACUUGUGACAUUUUUGUGUGACGUAAAUGACGUCUAAGUAUUAAUAAAUCGUCAAUCUCUAAGUUUUUAAUAAUUAUUAUUUAUUUUUAAGAACAAGAGCUUAAAUACAAUAUAAAACUUAAAAUGAGUGAAUUAGAAGAUAAGACCCCUGAAGUAAAAGAAACAAACGGUGAUAUUAACAAAGAGAAACCUAGGAAAAAUUGGGUACAAUUUGACGAUGAGUCCCCGCAAACAAGCAACUUAUCUUCAGAUACUAAACCAAGUGAGCCCGCAAUAAUUGCGAGUUCAUCAGUGUCUUCAAACGAAACAGUUCCAGCAGUUCUGAGAGCCGAAACUGUUCAUGUAAACAUAGACCGCGGUGACAAAAACAUUGAGUCUAUGUCACAGAGUUCUGUGAUGAAAAAUGUUGAAUAUAGAACCGUCCGACCUGCAUUCAGCAAUGGUGACAUUAUUGUGACCUUGUUACCGACAAACACCAAGUGGCCCUGGAUAACAGCGGCGCGAUUUCGUCCUGAACUUGUGCCUGAAGAACUAAUGGCUCAAGGUUUGACUUUGACAGUUGAGGAAUAUGUGCACGCCAUGGAGCUCCUUGUGAACGAUGCCCGUUUCACACUGUACAAUGUUUGCUACAAGAGAGUAUUAGUUUGUUGGAUAAUGUUGGCAUUCCUUGUGUUGCUCGCACUGUUGUUCUCUGGCUUGGAAGGGCUCACACUCUUUUCUCUGGGAGUAUUGUGGCUCAUACUCAAUGCCAUGGCCAUCUUUCUCUGUAUGUGGAUCAAGUUAAGACUGUUCAAAGGACUGGAACAAUGUUUAGCGAGUGUCAAUAAACUGUUGAAUAAACACAAGUUACUACUAGCACUAGACGACAGGGGUAAACUGUCAUGCCACAAAGUUAACUUGUGCUUUAUUUAUUUUGACUCUGCGCCGUGCAUUGGCCAUUUGCAACAAUUCAUUGAAAGUGAAGAAGGUAAAACAAUAAUGCAAGGCUGGGAACAGAGACUGGACGUAACAGCCAAUGAUAUUGUUAUCCAGGGCAGUCAAUCAACACGGUUAUCAAGGAAACAGGAAAGGUGUGCUCUUCUAUAUUUACGUUACGCCGGUCGUUGGGGGUCGCACGCUGUCAAAAAGCGAUUGAACGUCAAUAGCUCCACGCCCGGACGUCACAGCCACAAAUACGUUUGCCCUUGUCAGUUUAUAGAAGAGCACCUGCAGACAAAGCCGCCGGCGGGAAUAGCUAAGUUUUUCACAUUACCUACACAAAGUAUUCAACUAUACUAAGAUACUUAAUUAAAACUUUUAAGUUAAUGAAUCCGUCCAUUUCGAAAUUGUGAUUCUUCCUACAUGUAAUAACUAUGUAUUUGUAUAUAUUAAUGUAUUUUUCUAAAUUUUCUCACAUUAUUUUGUCUUUUCUAUGUAACUAUUGCAACAAAAAAGAUUAGAAUUUAAUAAACUCAUUGUAUGUAAUCGUAUAUUCAUGUGGCAACACCACAUUUACUGUCAUUAUCACAAAGAUCUGUCAUUAUAGAGCAACCAAUCAUUGUUGAUAGUUUUAUCAGAUUAUUAAAAUCAUAGUGGAAGUUCACAUAAUUACCAGACGAAUUACAAUAAAUGUAAUUUGUUUAUAAACUUAUAAACGUAUUUAUUUAAAUUUAAGUCAUGAAAUCAGAUGUCUUAGAACACAGCAGACCAUCUUAUAUGAAAUAAGAACAAAAUUAUCAAUUAUUAUCAAGUAUAGUGCGCGCAAGAAAGGUUUGCGCGUAGCCAAAUUGGAACUAAUCUAAAAAAAGUGCCGCCAUCUUAUCGUCUAUCUCUUGGCGUGUAAAAGAGACACUAACGCUGGCAAAAUAAUUGCACCGCCAUUCGCGCGCAGACUUAUCUUGCGCGCGAUUCUUGCAAUCCCAAGUGCAUGACAGAGCACAGUGUUACCCUAUGAACGACAAUAAGUGACUGCGGCGCCUUCAUUUAUUUUCUACUCUUUUAUGUCGCAAUAAACUCGUAGUUGUAUAAAAAUGUAUUCCAUUUAAUAAGUCUGACUUUGGCAGUUUUUAGGAUAGUUAUUGUACACAAAACAUUUUUUUUGUUCAAAUUUUAAUAUGUACAACGCACAUUUUAAUAUUUUAGCGAUUUAUUCAUAUUAUUACUGUUAUUUGAAUUAUAUACGAAGUAAUUUAGUCAUUGAUAGAUGUACUUAAGUAAUCAAUGGGACCAUUUGGUUGGAAAGUAUUUUUGUUUUGUUAUAGUAUUUAUUUUUUAUUUUAAUUAUUUAAUGGUUAGUUUCGUAAGGUUGAAAUGUUGAGGGGCCAUAUAUCAAACUUUAGUAUUAUUUACUGAAGUCAUAUCUAAAACGAUAUUAAUUUGUAUCUCACUGUCUGAAGUUGAACAUAUUGAUAAUUAUUAGAUGUUUUAGUUAUAUAUAUUUUUGGAAUUAAAAGUGUUGACCAUAAUAGUUAAUAAGUAUCAAGUAUAUUAUUUAAUAUAAUACAGUUAACUUGUGUACAGACACAGCCUUCUAAAGACACUUAAGCAAAGAAUUAUGUACCUGUAUAUAUGGAUUCACUUAUUUAUAUGUAUAAAUUGUAUAUGCAUUUGUGUCUGUAGAUUUCUGUCUGAAUAUGACAUAAUGGUAAAAUGUUGCUAUUCUACAGGGUGCUUGAGAGUAUUUCCCAUAACUUCAAGGUAUUAACGAGACCACUUAUAGGAACCGAACUGCAUAACUAAUAUUCUUUUAACUACAAAAAAAAUAUGUUUAAGAAAUAAAUAAAUGUUAUUAAAUAUAUUUUUUUAUACAAAGUAAUUCAAAUAAUACCAACUAUCCAUGUAACACACGCCUUUAGGUGACAAAGCGACAACGUAGCAUUUUAAAAUAAAAAUACGUCAUUAUUAAAAGGAUGCGUAUAAGAGACACAUUUUAAGAUUUAUUUACAAAAGAAAUGUUAUUUUCGAAAAAUAUUCAUUUUAGAACAUGUUCCUUGAACAUUUUGAAUUAAUUUUUGUCAAAGAAUAUAUGAAUAUAGAAUCCCUAGAGUUAUGGAAAAUACUUACUCCCGAGCAGCCUGUAUAAUCAUCUAAAUAUACGUUUAUAUUUUCCAGUGCCACAUUUUAAAAUACAGCUGGUUUUUAUAUAUUUUAUUUUCUGUAUUUUAAAUGACUUACAUAAGUUCAUUUUAUUAUAACGAAUAUCUUAAUUAAUUUUAACAUUAUGCACAUUGUAGGUGUUUAUUCCGUGAUUGGUUCUUGUUAAGAAUAUUAUGAUAAAGAACAGAAUUUUUCCAUAACGUUAAUUUAAUGGGUUAUGAAACCAUGUAAAGUACUUAAUAUAUAAUGUAAAAAGAAAUUGUAAAAAAUAUUUUUUAAAGUAUAUUGAUAAAAUUGUGUUACAGGAAUAUAAAUAUCUAAACACACAUCACAAUAGUUAUUUAUGCCAAUGUCAGGUAAUGAGUGUUAGAGUGGCUAUUUGCGUGCAGUGGCAUACUAUAUUUUUGACAGUUGUUGCGUAUAAUCUCAAUUUCGUGUAUGUCAAUUAUCAUAAUUGAAAGUUAGUGAAUUAGCCUGCUGGUUUUGUAUUGAGUAAAUUACGAAAUGAAAGUGGAAAAAAUGUAUUAUGCGACAAUUUAUUUAACUUAUUGGUUUACAUUUCUUCAAAUCACAUGUUUUAAUACAUAUUUAAAACUUUGCUACAUCACAUUUUUAUUUGAAUUAUCUCUUACACCAUGUUUAUCAGCACAAAAAUAAUGAUAAGUAUUUUACGCACAAAGUUUAGUAUUUUAUAUAAUUAAAUUAGUUGUAACUAAAACAUUGUAUCUAUAUAAUGACACAAUAAUGUAAUUAAAUGUAAAUUAUUUUUACCUGGACCUCCACACAAUCAGACACUGCGAUAGUGUAGUGUUUAUGUAUAUUCUUGUAUACCUAGAAGUCAAAACGCGUCCCAUAUUAGAUUUUCACUACAUAUCAGAUUUUAGAAUUUGUGUAAAGGUUAAGAAUUUAAUGUAGUUAUAAGCCAAAGCUCAAUAUUAAUUAUGCAGAAGAAUUAUUUGAAUAUUAGACAUAUUUCCAUAUAAAAACAUUUUAAAGCUAUAACAUUAGUUACCUUAACAUAAUUUCUGGUUGUUUUAUAAAUUCUGUAUUCAUCAUUAGGUACUUACUACGUUUUAACCACAAUAAUAUUUAAUUUUAAACCAUUAUUUUAACAAUAUUAAUUUAAUUAUAAACUGUGGUCGUAAAUCUAUGAAAUGAAAUAGAGGCAGAGCAUUUUGAAAGAAAUAUAAAUGACAAGCGAUGCAUAACUGAUUAUUAAUAAUUAUAAGAAUAAUUAAUUGAUUAUCAAUUGUUAUUAUUAAGAUGGCCAUUUUAAAAUUAUAUGACAGCGCCCCCUAUAAUCAUAAAACAUGUUUAAAAAUUCUAUUAAAUGACUCCUCUAGUUUCGAAGAAUUUUUUUAACUAUCUUAACGGCUCUGUCAACCGUGUAUGUCGUUUUAUAAAUUUAUAAUUAAAGCCAUUAUUUAUAAUUAAAGUAACAUAACAAACGCAAUUUUCGUUGAUUGUUUCAUGUUUAUGCAAUGUACUCAAUGUACUGUAUGCAAAAUUGUAAAGUUACUCAAUUUGAAUCUUAACUUGGGUGAGAAAUUUACAUCGUGUUUCAAUCAGUAUAAAAAGAUAUCUCAUUCUAUCUUUGUGUCUUGCGUAGUAAGUUAGAAUAUAUCUAACAUUCGAGACUAACUUAUAUAAGGGAUGUAACUUUUUCAUCACCUAUCUAUUUGAGUGGAAUUUAUGGGAAUUUAUGGGUCCCUCUAAGGGAAACAAUAUUGCUUUCUUAUUUAUUAUUGCCAAGUCACUGAUGUCGAAAUGAUGUUUUUUGGCACAGAUUCAAUUCGUAAAAGGGAGAUAACACCAAGUUUUGUAAAAUUAUUGUGUGUCAUACAUUACUCGUAUCAAGUGCAAUUCUUAUUAGGUUACUUACACACAGAAGGUAGCUGAAUGUUGUGAUUACAUGUAAACAUUCCGUCCUCUCCUCGAAAUAUUUAUACAUUUGUAAAUCAUUAUAGUCAUUAACAAAAUAUACAAGAAGUAUUUAAUAAAUUCACCUAAGUUUAA
Messenger RNA from Bicyclus anynana (squinting bush brown), 6090 nucleotides. RefSeq lists its product as uncharacterized. The record is from RefSeq and is a predicted model, not a curated record. The coding region runs from base 1123 to 2277 and encodes 384 amino acids. Lineage: Eukaryota; Metazoa; Arthropoda; Insecta; Lepidoptera; Nymphalidae. The transcript has 4 exons.